Molecule: messenger RNA, 5308 nt
Organism: Linepithema humile (Argentine ant)
Lineage: Eukaryota; Metazoa; Arthropoda; Insecta; Hymenoptera; Formicidae
Source: RefSeq, a predicted model, not a curated record
GCAUAUACUUGCAUUUCUUAUAUUAAAUAUAAAACAUGUGUAUAAAAAAUAAAUUGCGGACAGAUUUAACAUUUUUUUACGCCGAUCAGCAAGUUAUGUAUGCAACAGUAUGCCAGCGUAUAUUCCGUGAAUUUAAUUGGCAAAUUGUAUUGCAGAAGACAUGUCUGUCUGCCGAUUGAAUCGCGUAUUUGCCGAUGAGUGAAGCUGCUCGGCAAUGUGUAUUGCAGCUUCUGCCGAUCGGUAAAACGUGCUGAAUUAAAUGUCGUAGACGCACCUUCAUGCCAGAUUAUUGCGUAAACCGUGUAUUGCAGAAGGCAAGAAGCGCGGAAAAAUAUACGAAAAUAACCGCAGGAGAAUCUCGAGAGCUGAUUGACCAAUGAAAUACGAGGGACCGCCCAAUCGGUCUCUCCCGCUACUGUUCGUGUCCGUUUAAACUAUCUUCUGCUACUUCUCCAUGUACAGCUCCUUUCUCUCUCUUCCUCUUCGUCGCUCUUCCGUUCUCUUCGUGACGAUGUCAACGACGACGAGGAGUAUACAUCAUCUCGUCUGUGCGAGGUGUAGUAGAAACACAGUAGAGAAACGCCGUUCCACCACUUUCCUUCCACCCUUCCUCCCCGUUUCUUUGUGAGACAACGCGACGAGUCGAUUCUACGGUUCUCUCGCCGUCGUCAGUUGGAAAGCGCUUCCCGUUGGCGAAGCGUCUCAGCUGAGCGUUUCUUUCGAGUGCUCCUCGUCGUCGAUCGUACCGCGAGUACUUUCGAGUGCAUACGCGUGAUACAUUCCAGAUCAGUGCGUGAGGGGGUUGCAAAAGUGCAUUGAACAGAGAAAACACGGCACGAGUUUCUAAUGCGACACGCGGCGAACGAGAUGUGACAUGUUAUUUAGGACGCGAUGAAAGAAACGCUGGUGAAGCAGGAGAUCAAAAUGGAAUGGGACGGUCAUCACACGAACAAUAAUUCACCGCAAGUUCCUGGAAGCGAGGAACAGACAACCAGCAGUCCUCAGAGCGUAAUAACGACCAGAAGACACGUGAGGACCAUCACCACCGCUGGUCACAUAACCGAAAGUAUCGCCGAGGUCGAGCCGGAAUCGCCAGAUUCCAAUUCGGUCGCCGACAAUCUUCAUCACGGGCUUCAUCAGCAGAGAAACGAGCAGCACGAGCAAGCUCAGCAGCGUAAUUACCAAGAGGAGCAGCAACAAGCGCAUCAGGCGCAGCAGCAUUACGUGCAGAUCUCUCAUCCGGGCGCCGAGGAUCAGUCACGCCCGGCGGAUCAGCAGCGCGUCGUUUACGCCACCAGCAACGGGCAGGAGGUUCAGGUGGAAGUCUCGGAGACGUCGGCGACCACCAUCACGUUGACGGUUAAGGAACCGCCCAGGUACGAGACGCCUGCGCAGGACAGAACGGAAAUGGAUCGGAUGUACGCUUAUUCCGACGGUCACGAGGUCCGGCGGGACAACCAAGUGAUCACCGUGCAGAUGCCGCCCGAUCAUCGGCGAGGCCCGCACGCGGGACACAGAUUCAGCCCUCACGAGAAUCACCAAACGCCCUCCGGGACGAACGUCGGCGCCAGGUACCAGGCGUCGCCGGUGCUGGCCGCCGCGGAGGAUUACGACGCCACGACGAUCGUCACGCAGCCGGGAUCCACGGUGCAUCUCGGGUCACCCGCGCCACCGUAUUCGCCGCCGAUCGACGGUAUUCGCGCCGGCCAGCAGCUCGUGGCGACGAGUUACGCUGACGCGAGCGGCGGUGUCGUCAAGUACGAUACCGAAGCCGCGGCGGCCGCGGAAAGCAUCAAACCCAGCACGUACACCACCCUGGAGACGGUCGCUAUUCCGCCCACGCAAACCAUUCAGUACACGCAAUACUUGCCGAGCAACGAGACUUACCAGCAGGCGCCGACAUACAGCUACGCUAAACCGGGAGAUCCUGUAAUCCUGGCGUAUCCACCGGCGCAGCUAGGAUCGAGAGCCACUGAGGUGGAAUCACCCAGUGGCGCGUACAUAAAGGGCGAUCCUACGCUAGCGUCGUCUUUAACCGCCACUCGAGCGGUGCCGCUACAUUACGAGCCGCCUGGCUCUCCGGGCUCGCAAGUGACUCUGUACAGCACAGGGGCGUCGUAUCAAUACGUGAAAACGCCUUCGGGCGAUCCUUACUGGCCGGCCGGUAGCACACCCUCGCCCCCGACCUUGGAAUACGUUCAAGGAUAUCCGGGCAUCACCGCGAUCUCUGUCAGCGACGCUACGAAUAUGCAACUGUACUCCGGCGGCGCAUAUAGCGUUUCCGCAAGCGGGAAUGGGCCACCCUCGUGGACAACCCUUUCGCUACCUGGCGGCGACGAGUUCGACAGUACUGUCCUUGCAACCGAACCGAAGGAAUGUGCUAAUUGUGCGGUCAACAUGACGCCAUUAUGGAGACGAGACAAUACCGGCCACUACCUUUGCAAUGCCUGUGGAAUUUACACCAAGUUGAACGGCGUCAGCAGACCGCCUAUAAGAUGCUCGAAGCCGAAGCAGUCGGUCACACCGGUAAACACUACCAGCGUACGGAGGACGGGAGUGCAAUGUGCAAAUUGUAACACAAGCAACACGACCCUUUGGAGACGAAACAACAGUGGGGAGCCUGUCUGUAACGCGUGCGGCCUUUACUUCAAGCUGCAUAAUGUGAAUAGGCCGUUGAGCAUGAAGAAGGAAGGAAUACAGACACGAAAGAGAAAACCAAAGAAUCACUCGGGAAUCGCUGCAAAUCUACCUGGAACCAGUGGUAUUCACAAGGCCGAGAUUAAAUCCAGUCUACUCGUGGACUCGUUGCAGUUGAACAUGUACGCAAGCGGGGGUGGGGGUGGUGGAAGGGUUCAAGAGCAUUGUCUUCCUGUAGGUACACCGACUGGGGCACAAUUAGGGCAUGCACACUCGCCUCUCGCAUUACCUACCGCCGCCGUGUUGAAUCGUCAAACCACCCUUACCGUGCCACCAAUAGAACCAAUCACUAGUCAGUCUAGCAGUGACCUCGCUUCGGUUAUAACAUCAACCACAGCUGUCCAUGCAAACAGACCGUAGGGAUCCACAUUCUGUUCGUAUCGGUAAAACUUGUGGGAAAUACUUACCGAUUGUAGCUUUAAACGAGCGCUGUAAAGUUGGAACGAACGUGCAUCGACUUCGUAAAUGGUUACCGAUAUGGAAAUGCUUUACUCAGCGAUAGAAACACGAUUCUGUCCAUCACAAAUAGCUAAAAUAUUUUGUAUAAAGAAAAAAAAAUAGCGCGUAUACAUUAUAAAUGUUCGUACUCAGUUAUUUAGUGCUGAAUAAAAACAUCCUAUCUACAUUAAUUUCAUGCAAAAAAAAAUGAGAUUUAGCAUUAAACGCAUAAUGUCAAUGCAAAUCGAAGGAGGAUCGAUGUCUAAUUAUUACGAUUUUCGGAAACGAUUAUUGAAAUGUAUUCCGAUUUAUAUUUAUUGCUAAAAGUACAGUAGUUUCUAGAUACAGAUAUACUGUUUGAAACCGGCCGACGAUUUAUAAUAAGGAUAACUUCGUUUAUCUUUCGCAAAUUUUCUCGGUUGCUCACCGUGAAGAGGGUGAGACAACAAAGAGAGAUAAAGCAUUAUCAAAGAAAAAGGAGCGAGCACGAGAUAAGGAGCUCAGGUAUCUUAUACCUGGAAACUACUGUAGAGUAGUUGUACCUAAUAAAUCUAUCUCAGCUUUUUUGAGGAUUAAGUAGCGUGGCGCAUUUUAAUCGAUUUAUUCCACUCUGCUAUCUCUUCUGUUGCGCUUUACGUAUGUUAUUUUUAAUUUUGCAAAAUAACAGAAGCAGAUGUUUCGUAUGGCACACGCAACAUUUUCCGUCUCUUCUUCCUACAACCGAUAUUGUAGACUACUGUGUCGCAGCAUGUGACUGAAUUGACACGCUACCUAUCAGAAAAAAUGGAAAAUAUAAUUAUUAUAUUAAGGAAAAAUAUAACAAAACUAUGAAUUUUAUGAAAUAUUUGAUAAAUAGUGAAAAAUUUACUUAAAGUCUCUUGUUUUGUAGAUACAGAUUACGGAAAACGGAGAUUCUAGUCCUAAUUAUUUUAUCCCAGUAGGUGAAUUAUUAGCAAUGUUGGCUGUCUGGGAUUAUGCAUCGAUUGUUUUUAUAAAUAAAUGUAGUUCUCAGCUUGAAUUCUACAUUUGCCAUGUUUAGGACAGUGCAGAAUAUUUUACAUCGUUAAUCCAAUAUUUAUCGUGCGACUUGUACUUAAUACAUGUGUAUGUACUCUGGUUCGUUUGCGCAAUCUUGUAAAUAUGCAUUUACGCCGAUCCAAAGAUAUAUGUGUAUCUAGAUAUGUAUAGGUGUAUAUCUUAAUUUUCUCCAAAGAGUAAUAUAUAUCGUAUAUAACUGGAAAUCGUCCUCAUUAAAAAUAUGACAUUUUUCGAGAUAAUAUUCAGAUUACUUUGAUCAACAAUAUUUAUCAAUAUUGUAUCAAACUUUGCAAAUAGAAUCAAACUUUGCAAUUAUGCAGAUGUCUUGUCAUUAAAGAAAUCGUAAUUAUACAUUAUAUAAAUGGAAUCAUUUAAUCUAAAUAAUAAAUAUAAUUGUAGUAGUAAAUUCUUAACUUCUUCAAUAGCCAUUAAUUCUUAUUUUCUCACUAUUUUUUACAAUUUGAACAUUAUCAACUAUGCAGUAAUCUAAUACACUUAAUAAACAUCAACCUCUCAUAAAGAAAAUAAUGAGAGAAAAAGGUAGUGAUAUAAACAUGUGGGCAUCGAUGUGCCGACCAGCGCGCAGUUUAUAAUUCUGUUAUAUAAAACAGGAAGUGCGCUAUUCUAGAGUUAAUAAAGAAAAUUAAUUGUGCGUGAAUUCGCGUUUUCCGGCGAGUUUACAGACUAAUGUCCGCAUUUCUCUUCUCCUCUGUUGACGGUGAUGCGUAAUGUAUUAGGCAGAAUAGUUUGCAGGAUUGCAAGCUGCUCGUAAUUAUGCGACGCGAUAAGAUGGGAAUAAGAUGCUUGCGAGAGCUGUGAGUCUCGCCGUGCGACAGCAGCUCGUCAUAUCUCAACGCGAGAGGUUUCCGCGCAGAUAACGUCUGUCUGUAAGUUACCCAGUGUAAUUUAAUAAUUAGCGCGUGAAUUUAGUAAUUAGUGAGAAUAUUGUAAAUUAUUUUAUUAGCGUUGCACAUAGCGUUCCGCCACGCGGAAGCUCGAGCGGCGGAUAUUUAGCGUCGGAAUGGAAGUGCACAAAGUACGAUUUGAUCGCGAUUACCGGGCGUUUUGCUGUAUGCUAAUAACAUGUACAUCGCAUAAUAAGUGUGAGGAGAAUAAAGUACAAAGCGCACAAAUC